CCCUGGCAUCAAAGAGUCGGUUGCCCAUUUCAUCUCCAACAAGAAAGAAUAACGAUGAGAUAACUAAAACAAGUGGCACCAACUAUAAAAAAAUGACAUCUGGUCAGACGGAUUCAGACCGAUCCAAGACGGUCCAAAAGCUGCAAGAAGUAACUCUUGGUGAGAGACCUGGUUGUGAGACACCAUCUCUGCUCCCUGGAAGUCCCAAAAAAGGAAGCAUGCUGUCAACCAGACUAUCCAAACACCUCUCUAAAAGAAGCAUUAGCCAAGAAGAGAGUGACUUUUGUGUGUCUCCACCUCCUACCAAGCAAGAGGAAACAGUCUCAUUGAGGCUCUCCAAACAGAGCGACCUCAAACACCAAAAAAGUCCGGUAAAGGAUUCAGCUGAUCCCUUGUCAUCUGAAAGCAAGCUUCCUACAAGGAGUCAAAUAGUAAAAUCCAGAAAACAUUCACCAACUGGGAAUUCUGCAAGUACAUCCACAUCUAAACAGGACUCAAAUCAGAACACUAAUGCAGAGACAGCUGUCAAAGCAUCGGAGAGUGUCAUAGCAGAUAUGAAAGACAAUACUAGUGGUGACAGAUUAAAAUUCAAGUUUCCAUCUACAGAGGAACAACAGCACAUCAUAAAACUCCCAGGCAAUCAGUCCAAUACCAGUGAAAACAAACCGAAAGGAAAAGAGAACAAGGAAUUAGAGGAGAGCAUAACCAGCCCUGCAGCUGAGGAGAUUUUAAAAAUCCAUCCAAUACAAAGAAAAGAUGUGAUUACUUCAGAAAACACUCCAGUAAAAGUUACAGCAGUUACAGGCCCAAGGACUGUGGUAUUGGCUUGCAGAGACGUUGCUACUGAUACUGAGAAUGAUUUCCAGGGAGGGCAGCAUGAGACCAAACAACAAGUUAAGUCUACAUCUAAGAAAUCUCAAAUUCAAAGUGACAGCACCGCACAAGAACAGAAAACACAGUUUUCACAAAAGAUUUGUCCAGAAGAAGUAAAAGAGAGAGACAUUUUAGAGACCAAGCUAAUGAGUAAGACAAAACCAGAUUUAAUCCAGGAGAGACGCCUUCCAGAGCCAAAUUCUUCAGUUUUGGCUCAGGACACAAUACCAGCUCAUGAGAAUGAAACUGAUAUGUCAACCAAACCUGUUGUGUUUGGCAGCACUCACUGUGACGCAAUCACCCACUUUAGUGUUUCCCUUGAAGAAACAAAUAAGGUCACUCCUAAAGAAAAUAAUAGAAAUAGUCUUCCUCCUAAAUUGGCCUCAAAAGACCAAGAUGCUGAGCCAAAAGAUGUACUUUUAGCCACUUCCAUUGCUGUUUCAGUUGAUGACCUGGCCCGUAAAGAGCAGCAAAAACCGUUAUUGAAGGAUCAAACCACAAAUAUCAUUCUUAGAAAUCAUAGAUUGCCCACAAUAAGCAGAGAUUUUGAGGUAGAGGAGAAAAGUAAAGAGGAGUCUGGCAGGAAACCAGCAAAGGCUUUGGACAUUCAAACCGAGGCUGCUUGUGAAAUGCCCAAGAAUGUUGAAAAUCAGCUGGACAAAGAGCCUCUUUUACUGGCAGGAGAAUUUGAAAGUCAGGAGAAAGACUCAAAACCAAAUGAAAAGCUGAAUGAUGCAGCAGUGGAAAGCGCUGACUCACAGAACAGUUGCAAAAAGGAGCUUAAGGGCAUAACUAUCGAGAAUGAAGCAGAGAAAGACAUUACAAAAACACAGAAGCCAACAGAUCUAUCAUCAGAUGAGAAACAUUUACAGCCUGACUCAGUGGAGGGACCACAGACGGUAGUUAGGGCUGCCCUGGAAGAGAAGAUGACAGAAGCAGAGCAAGCAAGAAGUGCACUCCAUGAAAAUACAGCCAGUGUGGUUGAUACAAAGCAGAAAUGUCAGAUCGUCUUAAAAGAAAAUGCAGACAGUGGUGAUAAGGACAAAGAUCAGCAGAUGAAGACAUCAACAGAGAAAAAUGAACAGGAACCCAAAGUUGUUCUAGCCAAAGAUGAGAAGGUCAGCGAUAAGGAAGCAAAUCAGGGGGACAAACACGCUGAUGUUGUUAAGAAGAGUCAAACUCCAGAACUAAACGCCAUAAGCUCUGGAACUAAUACUACUAAAGAAGAUAGCCAAACAAAGGAUUUAUCAAAGAAGAAUUUACCAACUGAGAUUUCAAAUAAGACCGCUGACUCCAAAGUUAGGAGGCACAAGGAAGAGAAGACUUUAAUUGCUAGAGACCAAGAUGACGACAUUGAAAAAACAGAGGAACAUGCUUCUAGAUCAGCAGAAUCCAAAUGUCCAAAUGCUGACCUAAAACAGGAACUGGAAAUCGUAAGAACAGAAGCUCCAGUGAAGAAAUCAGAAAGCCAAACUCAAGAAAUAAAGGUUGUAAGCACCAAAACCCAGAGUGCGGCCAGUAUCAAGGAAAAUACCGAAGCAAAGGAUUCAUCAGAUAAGAGUUUGGUGGAUAAAACAACAAUGAGAACAGAAGCUCCAAAGACGAUAUCCGAAAGCCAAAAUCAAAAAUUAAAGGUUGUAAGCACCAAAACUCAGAGUGCUGAUGGAGCCAAGAAACAGAAGACUUUAAUUGCUAGAGACCAAGAUGAGGAAAUUAGAAAAACAAAGGAAAAUGCUUCUAGAUCAGCAGAAUCCAAAUUUCCAAAUGCUAACCAAGAACAGCAACCAGAGACCAAAAUAGCUCCAGAGAAGACCACAGAAAGCAAAGUUUUACAAAUGGAUACAAGUCAAGAACUAAAAGCAGUAGGUAGUGAAACCCCGAGUGCUGAAGGUACCAAAGAGAAGACUGAAACAAAGGAUCCAACAAUAAAGAGUUUGGCGAAUGAGACUGCAAUUAUGCAUGCAGACAGUGAGGUUGGUGUACAAGACCAGCUGUCCAUAGUUGUUAGAGAUCAACAUGCAGACAUAACCAAACCUGAUAUAAGAAAAUCAAAGGAAUCCAAACGACCAAAUACUGACCUAAAACAGGAACUGGAAAUGGUAAGAACAGAAGCUCCAGAGAAGAAAUCAGAAAGCCAAACUCAAGAAAUAAAGGUUGUAAGCACCAAAACCCAGAGUGCUGCCGGUAUCAAGGAAAAUACCGACGCAAAGGAUUCAUCAGAUAAGAGUUUGGUGGAUGAAACAACAAUGAGAACAGAAGCUCCAAAGAAGGUAUCAGAAAGCCAAACUCAAAAACUAAAGGUUGUAAGCACCAAAACACAGAGUGCUGAUGGAGCCAAGGAACAGAAGACUUUAAUCGCUAGAGACCAAGAUGAGGUCAUUAAAAAAACAAAGGAAAAUGCUUCUAGAGCAGCAGAAUCCAAAUUUCCAAAUGCUAACCAAGAAGAGCAACCAGAGACAGCAAAAGAUCCAGGCAAGACCACAGAAGUUUUACAAAUGGAUACAAGUCAAGAACUAAAAGCAGUAGGUAGUGAAACCCAGAGUGCUGAAGGUACUAAAGAGAAGACUGAAACAAAGGAUCCAACAAUAAAGAGUUUGGCAAAUGAGACUGCAAUUAUGCAUGUUAACCGUGAGGUUGGUGUACAAGACCAGAUGUCCAUAGUUGCUGGAGAUCACCAUGCAGACAUAACCAAACCAGAUAUAAGAAAAUCAACAGAAUCCAAACAACCAAAUACUGACCUAAAACAGGAACCGGGAAUGGUAAGAACAGAAGUUCCAGAGAGAAUAUCAGAAAGCCAAAAUAAAAAACUAAAAGUUUUAAGCACCAAAACCCAGAAUGCUGCCGGUAUCAAGGAUGAGACUGAAGCAAAGGAUUCAUCAGAUAAGAGUUUGGUGGAUGAGACAACAAUUAAACCAGAAGCUCCAAAGAAGAUAUCAGAAAGCCAAACUCAAAAACUAAAAGUUGUAAGCAGCAAAACUCAGAAUGCUGAUGGAGCUAAAGAGAAGACCGAAACAAAGGGUUCACCAAUAAAGAGUCGGGUGAAUGAGAUUGUUAUUGAGAAUGCUAACUCUGAAGUUAGCACCCAAAAGGACCAGAAGCCCACAGUUGUCAAAUAUGAAGAUGUGAAGAUUAAGAAACUUGCCGCUAGUCAGACUGAUAAUAAACAGAAGGAAAGAAAAGAAAUCAAAGAGGAUAUUAAAGUUGAAAACAAAGUGACAAAGCAGGAGGAUCAGCAGAUGAAAGCAUCAAAGAUAGAUGCCAAGCAAGAGUCGGAACGCAUUAUUGUAAAAGACGCAUCCAGCAGAAAAGGUGGUGAAGAACAAAAAGACAAGCCCACUGUCGUUCCAGAUAAAGUACUUAAUAGCCCCGAUGCUCAGAAGAAUGAUGAAGAAAAAACAAAAACACAUGGUGAUCUGAAACAGAAACUGCAGACUUUAAGAGAAGAGAAAACCAUAAACCUCAGUGAUCAACAAAAGCCUUCAAAGCCGACACUCGAUGGCAGUUUGUCUCUUUCUGCGACAGCGGAAUCACCUUCAACAUCUCAAAGGAUUCAGCAAAAGAAGGAAUCCCCAUCGAGCUGGUUAGAUGUGAUGCAUCAAAAACAGAAGAAAGAACAUAAGAGAAGACUAAAUGCCUCAGCCAGUGAGGAUAAAUCUCUUGAGCCUGACGACUUUGAUAAUUUUAUCAGGAGCAUUAAGGAGGGCAGCAUUCCAUUCUCACUGCCUCCAAAGAGGCAUGUUCGUAAUAAGUCGCCAUCUCCACAUUUUGCCCUGCCAGCCAUCAAGGAGGACCAUUUUGAGAGAACGUUUGAUCCAGAGGAAUUCCAGUUUGGCUUAAGAAAAAAUGGCAAAAGUUUUAGGGAUCCUUCCCCAGCUAUGGUGCUUAAACAAAAAGCAGCUGAUAGGAAAGGACGGACCCUAGAACAAUGCGCAGAAGAUAAUGCCAUGCACACAUCAGGAGACCCUAUUAAAUCAAUUGAUGAGGUGGAAGGAAAAGAUGGCGUCAGCGAGGGGACACCCGUUGAAGCAGGAAAAGAAGAGGGACAAAACAAUGGAGAAGAGCCUGGGAAGCUGACGUCACGACUUGGAAGGAUGUCCAUCCUCUCCAGCUUACUGAGUUCCCCUCGUUCCUCCAGGAAGACCAAAGAGGAAGCUACCUCCGCCUCAAAUAACACACGUUCUAACCAACAACAGGGCCUGCUCUCACUUGCAAAGCAGGAAGUUAUUGAUUCACCUCUGCCUGCUGUUGAGGCAGAUAAGAAGGGUGUGAGAGGUGUAGAUCAAGGCCCACUUGUGGGUGGUGGUAUAGGUACAGGUAGUGAGUCAGCACCCAACCACUCCUCUCCUCCUCUGCCCGUGUUCUCUGAGAUAAAGCUGCCUGUUCAUUUGGAGAAAUACCUCAAGAAGAACGAAUCAGAACCUGAGGCCUCCCAGGGCUCUACACAGACAACUGAAACUAAAAUGAAUCCUGAGGGUUCCAUGAUAGACCAGGCCUCAACAGCAGGAGUACCCAAUGUGGAUGGGAGCCUGAAGGGCCCUGCAGGAGUGCCUCCAACCAGCAACAACAGCCAGCAGACUUCUAGAAAUGGACGCACUACUUCUACGACUAAGAUACCUGCAGUAAGAGGGUUUCACAAAAGGCCUGGAAAGAUUGUGAUACAUGAACAUGCUCAGUUUGGAGGGCAGCCGUUUGAACUCUACUGUGAUCUAGAGGAUGCCACCGCAAUUAAGCUUUCCCCCGUCAUCUCAGUCAGAGUAAUCAGAGGAUGCUGGCUCCUCUUUGAAAAACCUGGCUUCCAGGGUCGUAUCAUCGCACUUGAGGAAGGUCCCACAGAGCACUUAGUGAAUAUGUGGGCAGAGGAGGGAACACCACCGACACUAGACCAGAUGGGUCAGCCUGUACCAACGGCACCUAUGGUCAUAGGUUCUAUUCAGUUGGCAGUUAGAGACUAUAGCAUACCCCAAAUCGACCUGUUUGCAGAGGUAAACGGGUUGGGGAGGAUGUCAUCUUACUGUGACGACAUUGUAGAGAUUGGCUCCUAUGGGAUUCCACAGACCACCGGCUCCAUUAAGGUUCAUUCUGGAGUCUGGCUGGUGUACAGUGAUCCAGGGUUUGGAGGUUUUGUUGGAGUGGUGCAGGUGGGGGAGUAUCCCUGCCCAGAGUCCUGGGGUUUCCCUGAGCCCUUCAUCGGGUCUCUCAGACCUCUCCGAAUGGGACCAAUAAUGGUGGAGCAUCCUCGUGAAUUCAAGGCCUUAGUGUUUGAGAAGCCCAACUUUGAUGGAGAGUGCCUAGAGGUCGACAGCAAUGUGUACAACUUGCAAGAAGAGCUGGAAGAGGAGGAAACGGGCAAACCAGACGAGAAUAAGAAGACAUUGUCUACAGUGGGGUCUUUAAAGAUACUUGGUGGUCUCUGGGUGGGCUAUCAAGAGGCAGACCUGGAAGGCCAGCAGUACAUCCUGGAGGAGGGGGAGUAUCCUCACUGCAGUGACUGGGGAGGAUCUGAGGAUGGGCUCCUGUCACUUCGGCCUGUAUGCACAGAUUUCCUUUCCCCUCACGUUAAACUGUUCAGCGAGCGGCACUUUGAUGAACUGGGGCGCAACGUGGACCUGCUGGGUCCCGUCAUCAGCAUGGAGGACGUCGGCCACAGUGGCAAAACUCAGUCUGUCAACGUCGUGGGUGGAGUGUGGGUGGCGUUUGAGAAGCCUGGAUUCAGUGGAGAGCUCUACGUUCUGGAGAGAGGCCUGUAUGCAAGCCCAGAGGACUGGGGGGCCCAGAACUUCAAGAUCUCAUCCAUACAGCCGGUCUUCCAUGACCCACUGAUGGUAACAACCAGAUUCAAGAUGCAGCUGUAUUCUGAGCCAGACUUCCAGGGAAGGCUGGUGGCUCAGGAGGACAGCGCAGCAGCUCUGGAUGAGGACUUCAUACCCAAGUCCUGUAAGGUGCUGGCCGGCAGAUUUGUGGCAUAUGAAGGAGCUCAGUUCACAGAGAACAUGUAUGUGUUGGAAGAGGGAGAAUACCCCAACACAGAGGCCAUGGGCUUCCUGUCCUCAGACUCUACCAUCCGCUCCAUACAGACCCUUGGACAUGAGUUUUCUCUGCCCUCCAUCGUCUUGUUCAGUAAGGUGGGCUGUAGAGGGCGCAGAGUGGUGUUGACUAAUGGAGCUGUGAACCUGCUGCAGGCAGGCAUGGACACGCGCAUACGCUCCCUGGUGGUGGAGGGAGGAAUGUGGGUGUUGUAUGAAGGCGGUAACUACCGCGGUCGACAGCUGCUUCUCCAGCCAAGUGAAGUGGCUGAUUUGUGGAAGUUCAGCGGCAGGCAGCAAUUAGGAUCCCUACGUCCAUUACUCCAGAAGCAGAUGUACUUCCGUCUGCGGAACAGGGAGACCGGAUGUGUGAUGUCCCUGACAGGAACUGUGGAGGACAUCAAGCUGAUGAGGGUUCAGGCUGUGGAGGAGACGGGAGGGUUAGAGCAGGUCUGGCUCUAUCGGGACGGGCAGCUUACCUGCAAGCUGGUGGAUGACUGUUGCCUGGAGACCACAGGCAGUGUGGUGAUGGAGGGCAGCAGGCUUUGUGUUGCCCCGGAGCGAGGCAAAGGCAACCACUUGUGGAACAUCACCCCAGAUGGCCGAGUGCGCUGCCACCUCAACCCUAGCCUGGUCCUGGAGGUCAAAGGUGGUCAUCAGUAUGACAAGAACCAAGUGAUCCUAAACACAUGCGAUGAGAGAAAAUUGAACCAAAUUUGGACCUUGGAUAUCCUGUGAUCUGAUGAGCCUCGACUUGCCAACUCAUCAUGAACCCUGUGGCGCACACACACACACACACACACACACUCUCACACACACACACACACACCUUUUUGUGGUAUGUUGACCCUUCUUGAAGAGAGUAACCAUUGACUGGAUCAACAUUUAAACUAAUAUCAUAGUGUUAGUUGAAUGAACAAGUAGUGUAAAAAAUAUUGCUUAUUUUUAGCCACUUGAUUUCAAACACUAUAUACCAAAGACUCCCCUCUCUGUUUUCACUGCAUGUAGUGAGAACUCAGCCCUGUUUCAAUGCUGCAUACCUUUCUUCACUUUAUGGUACUUUUCGACUACAUGGCUCCGAUGUCCGUUUUCUGAUCACAAUGUUGGCCAAUAUGAAUGUAUAGUUUUUGACAGCUGCAAUAUGAAGUCCAAUGUGUCCACAAUCCAAAGAUUUCUGUAGACUUAAGGGGUUUAAUUUGUAUUGUUGUAGAUCAAAAAUGAUCUAUCGUAAAGUUUGAAUAUCUUUUUAGGACUUGAUAGGUUUUUACAUUUUUACACAAAUUGUACUUUGUUGAAUUAGGUUGUACAUAAGCAUCACCUGUAUAGAUUUGGGCUUCAAUUUUAAAGCAGGACUGCAAUGACAAUGCCGCACACUGUUGAUUGUAAAUAUGUGAAUGUAUGAGAAAAAAAACAAACUGUUACACAUGGAAAAAAGAAUGUGAUUUUCUUUUCAUCUUUUUUAGAAAAUAAAACAUUGUCUUUCUUUAGAUUGAAAUUA
Messenger RNA from Perca flavescens (yellow perch), 8394 nucleotides. It is a transcript of the gene crybg1a, whose product is annotated as crystallin beta-gamma domain containing 1a. The record is from RefSeq and is a predicted model, not a curated record. The coding region runs from base 93 to 7634 and encodes 2513 amino acids. Lineage: Eukaryota; Metazoa; Chordata; Actinopteri; Perciformes; Percidae. The transcript is spliced from 20 exons.